Messenger RNA from Morus notabilis, 1107 nucleotides. RefSeq lists its product as uncharacterized. The record is from RefSeq and is a predicted model, not a curated record. NCBI's taxonomy places the organism in Eukaryota, Viridiplantae, Streptophyta, Magnoliopsida, Rosales, Moraceae. The transcript is spliced from 7 exons. The coding region runs from base 1 to 1107 and encodes 368 amino acids.
AUGGCUUCAAGCGUGAUCAUUUCAGUCCUCCUCAUGCUCUCUAUGUCUUCUUGCUGCAAUAUUUGUGUAUUUGGUUUGAUGAAUGUCUCUGUGGAUGAGGAAUUGGAGUUAGAGAGGCAACUAAAAAUUCUCAACAAGCGACCGAUCAAGACAAUAAUUCAGACCGAGGACGGCAAUAUAUUUCAUUGUGUUGCCACCACAAAGCAACCGGCACUUGACCAUCCGUUACUUAAUGAUCACAAAGUUCAGGUGGUUUCCUUGCUACUGAAGCCAAAAUUUCGAAUAUAUGGAGCUGGUGGACGUGUCUCUAUACAGAGCUUGGUUCUCGCACCAGAUCAAUUCAGUUCUGCAGACGUUUGGAUUCAAAGUGGUCCUUCUUAUAGCUUGAAUUACAUAGCAGCUGGUUGGAUGGUCUCUCCAAAGCUGUAUGGUGAUAGUCGCACUCGAUUAUUUACGUAUUGGACAGCCGACGGGAACCACAAAACUGGCUGCUACAAUACACUUUGUCCAGGUUUUGUGCAAGUUAGUAGAAAAAUAACUCGUACUUCUCUUGUAAGCCCGGCUUCCAAAUAUGGUGGAACCCAAUACGACUUGAAAAUCCAAGUUUUUCAUGAUCGUAAAACUGGAAAUUGGUGGUUUUUCGUGUCCGAUCGAAACCAAGAUAUACCGGUAGGUUAUUGGCCUAGAAAGCUAGUAGCAUGGGGAGGAAUUGCUAAACCUGGGAAAAAAGGGAUAAGCCCUCGGAUGGGGAAUGGUCAUUUUCCAGAUGGUAACUAUCGCCAUGCUUGUUACUUUUCACAUGUUCACUAUGUCAACAACAAAAACAAAAUGGUUCCCCCAGGGAAUCCUUGUACAUUUCAGAAUGUUGACAAACCAAAGUGUUACCGGCUCAAGAAUGACCUAUUGUUGCACCAAAAAGAUUUGGGCUAUAGCUUUACCUUUGGGGGACCUGGAGUUUUAUUUCAGUUGAAGGAAAUGGCGCCUCGCCGUAGGCCUGCUAAUCAACCGGCACAACAGAAUCAAGGAUUUCUGGAUGCCAUGUAUGCUGCCUUUCAAGGCAUGGCCACAAGAGCUCGAAACGAGCGGCCGGUUGAGAAUAUGAAGUAA